Molecule: messenger RNA, 553 nt
Organism: Homalodisca vitripennis (glassy-winged sharpshooter)
Lineage: Eukaryota; Metazoa; Arthropoda; Insecta; Hemiptera; Cicadellidae
Exons: 3
Coding region: 245-553 (102 amino acids)
Source: RefSeq, a predicted model, not a curated record
CAGACUUCAGUUUGACAUUUAUCAAACUGAUCGGCUUGAGUAGUGAAAAAUAAUAAUACCGACAAUCUGGAGUUGUGAUUGUGAAACUUUAUUUUUAUGUGAACGUACCUGAAGUAGUGUAAUUGUUCAAAAAUAAUAUUGUCUGUGUAAUUCAUAAAUAAUUAUAACAUGUUUAAAAUAAGCGAAGUUAAAUGCUAUUUGUGAACAAAUCCCAUUUUUAAGGUAACUCAAAUGGUUAUACAAGAUGGCCUCUACUGAAACCGCUAUUCCAUCUGAGAUAGAAGAAACCAAAAUUGACAACGAUUGCACAACUAAUGAUCUGUCAGUAUUGAACUCAAAAUCUGCAAUUAGUUUCAACUCACUGAACGAUGCUGCGGAUAGCCAAGAAGGUGACAGCAAAAGAAACUUUGACGAUGAAGUUAAAGUCAAGAAAAAGGUCAACAUUUACACAGAAGAACCGGAUGAAACGACCGCUUUAAGGAAAGGCUCGGAGGCAUCCGACUCUUUGGCAGAGAAAUCCAUAACCAGCAAUGGUUUGGAAAAAAAUGCCUGA